AUGAAGACCUCCUAUCUUCUGACUACUUCGUUAGCUGCCAGCGCAACUGCAGCGGCCAUAUCAGAGGUCGACUUACCUAUUUCAGCAAGAUCAGGAGAAGUCGAGUCAGACUCAACUGCCGUGUUCUACCAUGAUGUGCAACCCGUUCUCGCUGGCAACGACGGUGGUGCGAGCACGGGUGGGUUUCGACUUUUUGACUUAAAUGGCGAAACACUGUUAACUGAAAAGGGCCACGAGACUCCCGGCCGAACCAAGCUUGUCACGGCCGUACACAACAUCGGCGAGAAGAGCCUUGUCGUUACCAUUGCUCAGCCCGACUCCUAUUUUAGGCUAUAUGACGCAACUACUGCCGAACAAGUAGGUGAGCCACUGGCGCGUACCUUAGGGGACUGGUCGGCUCUCUGUUCUUGGAAGAGUCAAAGCAGCGGGGAGCAAUAUCUGUACUUGUUUGGCAAAAAACAAACGGUGCAACACCUUCUAAGGGAAAGUAAUGGGACUUACGAAAUUAUCGAAAUCCAGACCUUUGAGAACCCAGUUGAGGCAACAUCAUGCGCUGUUUCUCUGUCUGCCGAGACGGUAUAUUUUGCGACCGACGAUGGCCCAGAAAUUUACGCAUUUCCAGCAGCAGAGGCAACCUCACCUCCUCAAAUCAGUGUUCUAGGAAAGGCCGAGGAUGAUGUUACGGGGCUGGCUGCUUACGUUGGAAUUGACUCAGACUACAUAUUCGUUGCCGAGAACGAUGUCAUCGCUGUUUAUAACACCUCCCUUGCACUUUUGGGUUCUAUGAAGGUUACCGCCAAUGAAGAUAUAGAAGUUAAGGGCUUGAGUGUCUAUCAAGCGUCGACACAGAAGUACCCAUCAGGUGUGGUUGCUUAUGCCACCAAAAGCGAUUCUGGGAAGGGCUUUGCUGUCAGUUCCUUGGAAACCGCAUUUAGCGGGUUGGGUCUGGAUUUGAACACUUCUUACGAUCCUCGUACGACCUCAAGCAAGUCAAACAGUCCAAUUUGCUCGGAAUGUAAUUCUAGUGGCUUCUGUCAAAAAGGGACGAGCGACGCGAGCAAAGUAUCGUGCUCAUGCUUCGCAGGAUUUGAUGGUGACAAUUGCGCAAAGUUUACGUGUCGUAAUGACUGCUCAGCGCAUGGCAAAUGUGUUGGAGCGAAUAUGUGCGAAUGCGAAGAAGGAUGGGGUGGCUUAUACUGUACGUUCAAAGUAGUACGACCAGUUGCUGAGACGGACGCCCAUGGCGGCGACGGAGAUGAUCCUGCGAUAUGGAUAUCGCCCACUGAUAAGGCCGAAUCGAGGAUUAUUACCACUACGAAAUCAGAAGAAGGUGCUGGACUGAGUGUUUUCGAUCUGGAUGGAAAACUACUCCAGAGCAUAGAUGCCGGAGAGCCGGACAACGUUGACGUGAUAUACAAUUUCCAAGCUGGGAAUAGAACUAUUGAUUUGGCAUAUGCUGCCUGUCGAACUGACAAUACUUUAUGCCUCUUUGAGAUCACCACCAACGGCACUCUACAGACCAUAGCUGGUGGUUCGCAGCCGACUAAGGAUGGCUACAAAGUUUAUGGUAGCUGCGUAUAUCGUUCGCGUAAAAGUGGCAAGCAGUAUCUUUUUGUCAACGCCAAGUCGGCCGAAUAUCUACAAUACGAGCUCUCCUGGGUUGACGACGCAUUGAAAACCACCUUGGUACGUAACUUCACUGGAGGAACCGGAGGUCAAGUCGAAGGUUGCGUUUCAGACGAGGCAAAUGGGUGGAUUAUCAUUGGCGAGGAACCUCAUGCUCUCUGGCGUUAUGGUGCAGAGCCGGAUGAUGACUCGACCGAGGGGUUCCUUAUUGGCGAAGUUGGUGAUGGUAACAUGUACGCUGAUGUUGAGGGUGUGACUUUGGUUGAAGGCCCAUCAGCAGACAAGGGUUUCAUCAUCGUCAGCCAGCAGGGUGUUAGUGCGUAUAACGUAUAUCGUCGGGCUGCUCCUCACGACUACGUCGAAACUUUCACCAUAUACGAUAACUCGGAGAAAGGUGUCGAUGGUGUUACCAACACUGACGGACUUACCGCCGUGGGCGCCGCCCUUGGUGAUGCAUUCCCGGGUGGGCUACUAGUCACUCAUGACGAUGCCAACCAGCUCCCAGACGGAGGCACAAGCGAUCAGGCGAGUUACAAGUUGGUUAGACUCGAAGAUAUACUCGGGGAAGAUUUGAUGAAAGACGUUGACGCAAACUGGGAUCCACGAAUGUAGCAGUUCAGAAAGCUCCACUAACAAAAUGUCGCGAAUGAUUCUAGGUGCAUCCAUGGAGACUUCGUCUACUUCACAGAGCUUCCUAAGCAUACCUUGGACACCUCACCUCCUACAACAUUUGUGGCAAUCAUGGAAUUGAGGGUGACAGAGAGACAUAAAAGAUAUCAUAUAGAAACAUUCUAUAAUUACCAAUCAUAUACCUACCAAAUAGUAUGGAAGAAAAUAUUACCAUCCAGCUGUACUAUCCGAAAUAACAACCUAGACAACUCGGCGGAAAAACUUGUAUACAAUAAUAGAUCUAGACAUGAUAUUACCCAAACAUCCCCUCCAAAAAAGAUAAAUAGUGAUAAAUGGCUAUAAUAGUAAGGGUUCAUAAUAAGAAAGGAAAUGAAUACAAAAAUGGAAAAACGCUGAGCUCCACCAAUCUCCCGUAUCGUUCAUUCUAGUACUCGUUUCAAUCAA
Molecule: messenger RNA, 2700 nt
Organism: Daldinia caldariorum
Lineage: Eukaryota; Fungi; Ascomycota; Sordariomycetes; Xylariales; Hypoxylaceae
Product: 3-phytase
Exons: 2
Coding region: 1-2238 (745 amino acids)
Molecular function (GO): inositol hexakisphosphate 3-phosphatase activity
Source: RefSeq, a predicted model, not a curated record